Messenger RNA from Lycium barbarum (goji berry), 2682 nucleotides. RefSeq lists its product as uncharacterized. Gene Ontology annotation, molecular function: DNA binding. Gene Ontology annotation, biological process: regulation of DNA-templated transcription. The transcript is spliced from 5 exons. Lineage: Eukaryota; Viridiplantae; Streptophyta; Magnoliopsida; Solanales; Solanaceae. Bases 1563 to 2585 code for a protein of 340 amino acids. The record is from RefSeq and is a predicted model, not a curated record.
UCGAACCGAGGCUUCUAGUUAAGGAUGAAAGAAUUCACUUACCAUGCCGCCCCAAUUUUUGUUGGUUUCAGAUGAUUACUGUUUCGUUGGUUGCUAAUACCAAAAAUCUAUUAUGAUUGGCUAUUUUGGAUGGAGUAUUCAAAAUUUAAAACAAAUUGAAGUGAAGAUUUAGCUAGCGGCCAUAGAUUUUAUGAAUUUCUUGCUUGCUUUUACCAGUAAAUGUUUUUUUGUUACUCAAUUAUGUAGUUUUACCUUUUUGUUUCCUACUUAAAACUUCCAUAUUGAUGAAAAUGUUGCUUAUUCUUCUUUAGUUAUUGGGUGUUCAACUCUGAAUUUGCUUUCUUCUACCCUUUAAUUCUUCAGCUGUUCUUCUAUAUUUUCCAUGUUCAACUGUUUUUGCCCAAAUUCUUUAGGUUUUUGAUGGAUAAUAUUGCCAUAUUGGUGGAUAAUGUUGCUCAUUCUUUUUUCUAUUAUUGGGUGUUCUAUUCUGAACUUGUUUUUAAUGCUUUGUUCUUCAGGGGUUAUUCUAAAAUUUUCAUUUUGAACUGCUUUUGCCCUUUUCUUGAUCAUUGUGCCUAUAUUAUUGGGUUUUGUCGUUCUUGUUUCCCCGAUGAUUGUUCACCACGAAGAACAUUCAUAUUAAAUUUUUCUUUUUCUACUUAGUGUAUAUGACAAUUAUAGGGAAAAACAAGGGACCAAAGUGUGAUGUAUAUGCUAUCCAAAUGGAGAUUUUGCAGGUCUUUUUCAAGUCAAGGCUUAGUCCAUGGACUAAUGCUGGGUGCAGUUUUAGUUAUCAUUUGAAGUUAAUGAAAGUUACUUCUGAAACUGAACAGGGUGAUUACCUAAUUGGUGAAAUUUCCAUGCCUAGCAAUCUUUCCAUAAAGAGUUAUCAUCAAUAGUUUCUAAUUUUGUUCAAACACUUUAGAUAUAUCUGGUUGAAAUGAUUUUGAGUUUUUGGUUUAUUUCCUUUAUUUGGCACAUAAAGAAUUGAUCAACUUGUUCAGCUUUGUGUCUUCACCGACACUUUUUCACGGCUCUUCUGUAUUUACCAUGACCCUUAAAUUUUACAGUAAUCUAUUUUAGACUAUGAGGUAGGUUCGAUAUAUCUCGCCAAGAUUAUUUCAUAAAAGAUGAGUUUUUUUUUUUUUUUUCAAAAUUAGAGGGUAAUUAACAGCUGUAUCCGACAAAACUAUUGAAUGAUCUUUUGGAUUUUUUUUCUCUUUUAUGUUUGUAGUUAUAUAUAGAAAGCUGUUGGCGAGUUUUAACCUGUGGUUAUGUGGUAUCUGUCAUUGGUUGUGCCUUUGUCUCAUUAACUCUCCGUCUCUGAUUUAACAGAUAAGGAGUAGAUCAGAGUGCUAGCUUUUCCGGCUUUGAUCUAUUUCAUCGUCUACCAUGUGUCCUAUGGCUUUGUCGGGUCCGCCUCCAGGUUUUAUGAGUUCCUGUUAGACUAAUGAAGAAAUCAUUUUGUCCCUGGACCAAUUUAACCGUGGAUCACCUGUGCCUGACGAUGUGAUUGUCGAUAAUCCCUAUCAGUAUGAUCCUUCAAAUUUUCCAGAUGGAGCAUGGUUUCUAGUAGGAUCAACAGAGAAAAAAGAGACAAACAUGGAGACUGGAAAGCAAAAGGCGAAGCGUGUGAAAUAUUUGCAAAUUCUGUCAUCUGUGGUUGGAUAAGCACUUUUGAAUUUUCUGAAGUCGAAGCCCCUAUUGGAGAGAAAACUGGCUGGAUUAUGCAGGAGUAUAAAAUAACCGAGAAAGAGCAGCGUGAUCAGACCAAGUCUAAAGAGUCUUCUGUACUUUGUAGAGUUUUCAGCUGCUGUGAUGAGAACUUAAACAAUGAGAUGAAGCCAGAGCACGAAAACAAGGUCAAUAACGAAGAUCUUGACACCUGGGCCUUACAACUUAGCUUGAUGGCAUCAGUUAACCAUCACACUAGCAGUAACGAUGGGCAAUGUUCAAUUUGUGAAUCCCAGGCAAACAACCAGACAGAAGGGGUUGGGUCAUCACUUGUUGACAAAUUUAUAGAUCCCUCUGAUGAUGAUAUAGUAGCUGAGUUAGAUUGCAUUUUAAGAGGGGACUACCUGGAAGUCAACGACCUUGGCGAUGUAGCAUCACAUUUGUCUAGUUCAGAGAAUUCAAGUCGCAUGAGCUUGGCAUCUGAUGAAUAUUUCGACUCUCUGGCACUUUUACGGGAUUUGGAUGAUGAGAAGAAAGAAGAUUUGAAUGGAAAAGGUUCAACCAGCAAUUAUAACAUAAUGAUGUGCGAAAUAGCAAAUGAUGUGGUUGUGGAGAAUGCAUUUUUAGAGUCACUUAUUAAAGGGAGUGGAGCUGCAGCCAAAGAAAUUGAACAAAUUGCUGAUAAUAACAUAUCCAGUGAGCAAUCCCCAGAUCAGGCUGCUAAGAGGCUGGAAGCUGAGCGUACGGACGAAGGUCCCUCGCAUUCUUGUAGAGCAACGACGUCUUCCAGCAGCAGCAGCAGCCAUGAACCUGGAGAUAUAGCAAGAAGGGAGGAGAAAAUAAUGAAGAAGCUAAUGAAGAUCCUAUGUUUUAAACUUCAGUUGAGUUUAAAAUUCAGAAUAGGAAAUUGAUUUUGCAGAAAGAGUCUAGAACCAAAUGUUCUCUUUAAUACAGUUGUAAAAUUGGAAUAUCCUCAGUGUAAUAUAAGAGACAGAAUUUAGUUCUUUU